Messenger RNA from Ostrinia nubilalis (European corn borer), 610 nucleotides. RefSeq lists its product as uncharacterized. The transcript is spliced from 6 exons. Bases 47 to 610 code for a protein of 187 amino acids. The record is from RefSeq and is a predicted model, not a curated record. Lineage: Eukaryota; Metazoa; Arthropoda; Insecta; Lepidoptera; Crambidae.
GGAGGGGAGCUGUGACGUCUGGGAGGGGCGGUUUUCACGCUUCAUCAUGCCUUUCGAGAGAGCAGGUGGUGGACCAGGAGACAGUGUAUCAGUUUCAGCUCAAGCAGAUAUAGCACAUUCGGCCAAAGGCUACGAAUCGGAGGAUGAGAACGCGAGCAGAAAGCGGCAGAGGGCCAUUGAGGAACGGCCAGCCGGAAAGACCACCAUGUACUCGAAGCAGGAAUUCCGGGAGCAGUACUGCAUCAACAACAAACAGCUGGAUCUGCUGGAACUGGAGAAGUCCAAGAAGGAGCGAUUCCUCGGAUGCCUCUCUCAGUACCAUAUUGAGAGUCCCUGCUCCAGAGCCAACAGAGCAUCAUUUCUAUCCGUGUGUGUCCGUCGUAGAGUGCCCUCGGAUGAGAAUCUCAACUCCGAUUAUGCACCAAUACAGCGGUAUCCCAGGUUUGGCCAACCCUCCCCGGCCCCGCCCGAGGUGUGCGCAUACGACGCCGAUCUGGAGUGUUCAUACUUCCGACGGCGGCCGCGGUCCGUGUGCAGCCAACCUGACCCCAAACGCUACACCUGGAUGCCAGAGGAUGAAGACUUCACCCGGAUGGAGUGGCCACAGUAA